AUUCUGUUGUCUGGUUUUGAUUUGAUCUUCUUCCGACUUCUGUUUUUUGUUUUAAGCCUUUGGAAAAUGGACAUUCAACCUCCAUUUACUCCUACUGCCCUCUAAUCCAAAAACAAACAUAAAAACGAGAUGGGGCAUGAGAGAGACUGGGUGUUGACAACUUCCACGUCGCUUCUCAUCCAGUCGUGGGUUGUGGAAUGAGUGAAUCCCUGAUGGGUUUCUAAGAGGAGGUGGCAGAGAAUUACUUUCAUUUUUGAGGUUUCUUUUUAUAACUGAGGGUUGCUAAGUUGUACUUCAUUAUUCAAUUAAACUUGUGCUCUGUUGUUUAUGAAACUGCUGGGAAUGGGAGCAAAUAUGCAGUAUGAUGGCUAUUUCCCAAGAUAUUACCCUACCAUGGAUCUUAAUAUGGAUGCUAAUAGCAGCACAUGGCCCCUACACAAUAUUAGUAAAAUGUUGGAGCAUGGACACCACUACAAUGGUUUUUUGUCACCUUUCUCUGCUGACCAGGUUUUAGGGUACAAGAAGGAAGUAUUAAAGCAGACAAUGCUCAAGCAUGAAACCAUGUUCAGGGAUCAGAUCCAUGAGCUUCAUCGCCUUUAUGGAAGACAGAGGGAGUUGAUGCAUGAAAUGCGAAGGAAUGAAUUAGAUAAAUGCAAUGUAAGGUUGGAGAUGGCACAGUCAAAUUCUGUUUUAUCUCAUGUCUCAACUGAGUAUGCCCAAAAGACAUGUCAUGCCCCCAGGUUGCCUUGGGUAAACCCUGCUUGUGGUGGAUUAUCCAUUUUAGGUGUUGAAAAUGUCCAGUUGCCUUUGAGUUCUCUUCAAGGGAAGUGUAUGCAAAGAUGUCCUGAUCCUGCACAAACUGAAGGCUGUUUGAAAAACUUCGAGCUAUUGGAAUCUAAGUACAAGAAAAUUGGGAAAAAAAUAUUGGAUCUUCAACUUCCAGCUGAUGUGUACAUUGACAGCGAAGAAGAGGAACUAUUGGAAGAUGAAAAGGUUCAUGAAGUGCCUGAUGUGUCAAAUUAUCCUUCAGAGGGGGUUACUCAGGUUAUGUGCAAGGAUGAUGUAAAACCAUUUCUUGGCAGCAUUGAACUUAACGAUAUUUUCCACGAGCAAGCAUCCACUUCAUUAUUGAAGAAAUCCACAGGUUUGGCUGACCUAAACGAUCCAGUUAAGCCUGAGGAAGAAGCAGCUCCUAAUUCUGAUUUUGUUUGCUCUACUAGUCACCAGAUUCCAUGCCUUGAUCUUUCUCAAAAGACCAAAUCGGCCAUCCAAAUUUCGUCUGAGGAAAUUGUCCAAACUACCCAUACUAGAUGGGAUCUCGAAUCUUGCUCAGAUGUUCUAGUGCCAGAAAAGAAAGAAAGAAACCCGGGGUGGCCAUCCUUCGAUGAUGAAGCUGGUUUUGAUGCAGAAAAGUUAUCCAUGUUGUAUGAAUCCUCACAAGAGGAGAUUAAGCAAGCUCAUCAACCUCCAAUAUUUCAUUUAUUAAAUCGGAGUUUCCAAAAAUCAGAGAGUAAAAGAACGAGUUUCAGUUUUGAGAGCUUUGGAAGGAAUCAUAGUCCCCCCAGUGAGAUUCAACCUGGACCAAGUGAUGCCUCUUACAUGUGCACUUCACAUGAGCUCAUUUCCCAGGCUGAUAUGGCAAUUUCUGGGUUAUCUCCAGCUGAGUCUUGUAGAAAACCUGCAUGUGACAUGGUGCGAAAUCCUAUUUCUGUUCCAGCACUACCAUGUUUUAACACUUCUGCAUCUCUGGGUGGAAAUUCUCAAACGUCAAUCGGAAGGCCUGGGUUUGAUGGAGAGAAGUUUCAUACCAACAAAAGUUUAAGAUCUAGCAUACAAUGUGAAAGUGUGGGUUUCCUUCAGGGCGGCUUUUGCAAAAACAGCUACGAUUCAGGGUCCAACAGAUCAAUGGCUCAUUCACCAUCCAUCAGCUUUGAUAAUGUGAACAACAACAACAAUGAUUUAGCAUCUGAACACCAAGCCCUUGCAAACUGCAUUCAGGGUUCCAUGGAUAUGAAGUCUUCCAAGGACAUAAACUUGAAUUUUAUGCCUAAUUCCUGUUCUUUGGAUGUGGAUGAUUCUCAGAGUAUUCAGUGCACAGAUGGAAAAGAGAUGCUUGGAGAAUUAACAGGAGGCUUGCAUGGUGUGAGAUCCACUAAAGGAAGUGAGGAUUCAACUCAGGUAGAUUCUGUCCUUUUAAGAACUUAUUCAGAAUGUGUUCCUGAUGUUGAGUCAAAGAAUAUUGAGGCAAAUAACUCCAUUGAUAAUAGAAGAAUCCUUGACCUUCCCAUUUAUGACAAGGGUUGUAUAUCCUAUGAUCAGUGUUCUUCUCAUGCCUCCCUAUCUGGAGACGAAAUAGAUAACACUGAGAAAGAUGGGUUAAUUGACACAAACUUGACUUGCGAUCCCGUGCAUGACUCGGGAAAGUGUCCAACUGCAAAUGAGAAUGUACUAGAGAAUGGAGUUGAUGAAAGAGAUGUAGGCUUUGGAGGUCACAUUGACCUGAAUUCGUGCGGAAAUGACGACAAGUCUUCUCCGAUGCACUUUUUCUCAACAGAAAUUGAUCUUGUGCCUGCAAGUCCAGAAAACAAGGAGUGUUCUCCACCCAGAGGAGAAUCUGAUGAAAACCAACUUGAGACAACUUUUCAAUUGUCAGGACAGGAAGAUACGGAUCUCCGAAAGGAACUAGUGAGGACUGCAGCAGAGGCUAUAGUUUCCAUUUCAUCAUCUGUGGUUGAAAUUUGUCUUGAAAAUACCACUUGCAAGCCACUUGAAGCUUCUUCAACCGACUCCCUACACUGGUUUGCAGGGAUAGUUUCUUCAGUGGUGGGUGAUAACGAGUUUGGAGUAGUUUUAAGUGGUAAGAACGGUGAUCAUCAUGACGAGUCUCUGCCCGACGGAAUGGAUUACUUUGAGGCCAUGACAUUAAAGCUUACAGAGACAAAACUGGAAGAGUGCUGCUGUAAGAGUAGUAUCCAGAAAGAGGAAGAAAGAGGUGCCAUUAUAUUGCCAAGUCAGCCGAGGAAGGGCCGGACAAGGCGGGGGAGGCAGCGGAAGGACUUCCAAAGCGAAAUUCUUCCAAGCAUUGCCUCUUUGUCAAGGCAUGAGGUGACUGAGGAUCUCCAAACAAUAGGAGGCCUAAUGGAGGCUGCUGGUAGUCGUUGGGAAACAGGUUCUUUGAGAAAUAAAGGUAGAAGUGGGAGGAGAAGGUCUUGUGUCUCUGCUUCCAGCUUUACAGAGAAUACGGUGGGGUCGCCCUUGAAGCAGCCACCUGGCAACAGUGGAUUGGGCAUUGAGGAGAGAAGCCUAAUAGGCUGGGGGAAGAUAACCAGGAGGCGUAGAGGCAGAUGUCCGGUUAGGAAUCCUCAGCUUAUUUUAGGCCAAAUAUAGUAAAGAGUGAUUUCCAAUGAUCCUGUAUUUCUAUGGUUUUCGGAUGAGCUGUUUUGUGGACCAUCGGAUUUCUUGUAAAUGUAUUUCAAACUAUAUAUAAUAUAUUCAACUA
This is a messenger RNA of Corylus avellana, 3499 nucleotides long. RefSeq lists its product as uncharacterized. Lineage: Eukaryota; Viridiplantae; Streptophyta; Magnoliopsida; Fagales; Betulaceae. The record is from RefSeq and is a predicted model, not a curated record.